AGAAGCCGGUGGUAGCCGUCGCUAUCUGGAGGAGGAGCGGCGGCUGCUGCUGUCACCAAAUGUCGUGAAAGCGGGCGGCGCGCGCGACGGCGUUGUCGUAAAGGUUCUUCUGGAAGGGCAAGCGAGGAAGAGGAGGAGAACCGUGGAGCGAGAGAGGAGCCAUGCCGUUGUUUGAUCUCCAGGAAUACCUGGGCAUUGACCUGGACAAGUGGUUCCUCAUCCAGAGCACCACGCAGCCCUACAAGCGGGCCUCCACGUGCCACGCCUUUGAGAAGGAGUGGCUGGAGUGUGCCCAUGGCCUUGGGCAGAUGCGGGCCAUGAAGGAGUGCAAGAUAGAGAUGGACGACCUCUUCGAGUGCAUCAACAGGCACAAAAUGAUUAGGCGACUGAUGACCAUCACAGCCCAGAAGAAGAAGUUGAUGAAGGAGGGGAAAUACACCCCGCCCGAGUACCACGCCGGCAAGCCAGAGACAGAGCCUUGAACCUCUGCUGCUGACUGGAAGGCAACAGAGGAGGAGGAGGAGGAAGAGGAAGAGCUUCUCACUCUUCUCAUUUGCUGCUGGGAGAUAUAGAUAUAGAUAUAUGUUUGAUCAGUAUCACCAAUUUGUGUUGGGGCUGGAGCGCCUUAGCUUUGGCUUCUGUCGCUGCCCAGCGCUGGCCAAGUGAAGCUACUGCCUCUCUCUGGCUUCAAUAAAUCUCUCCUUUUGGGUCUUGAA
This is a messenger RNA of Hemicordylus capensis (graceful crag lizard), 716 nucleotides long. RefSeq names its product NADH:ubiquinone oxidoreductase subunit S5 (gene NDUFS5). The transcript has 3 exons. Gene Ontology annotation, biological process: mitochondrial respiratory chain complex I assembly. NCBI's taxonomy places the organism in Eukaryota, Metazoa, Chordata, Lepidosauria, Squamata, Cordylidae. The record is from RefSeq and is a predicted model, not a curated record. The coding region runs from base 162 to 482 and encodes 106 amino acids.